AUGAACGCCUCUCAGCAGCAUCCUCCAGUCUUUUCAUUUCCGCCUGCAAUGGGCCCGCCAGAUCGUCAAGGCUCGCCGCACUCGAGCAUCAAUCUUGCCUCUAAUAAUCCUUUCCGAAAUCGUGCCCUUUCCCCUUCUAUGAGCUCGACCCGAUCCGGCGACCGUCCUGAACGCCCGCUCUCGACCAACCCUUUCAUCGACGAUACCGACAUUCUCUCGCCGCAAUCAGCCCCUGGAGGAACUGCUGCCAUGUCGCCCUCGGCCGAUACCCAAGUCCUGACCAACAACACUCGCGACUUAUUUGAGAAUUUGUCCCUUGAUUCUUCUUCUCAAUCUAAAAACUACCGCCCUGCCCCCCCGCCUCCAGAAAAGCUAUCGCAGCGGCCUGCACCUAACAGCCGACCGCCACCUUCACGUUCUGACCGUGACCGUGACCGUGAUCGUGACCGUUCCCGUUCCGAGAGGACACGUGAUAUUUUUGCAGACCCUCCCCGCAAACCCAACGGUAGUUCUCGUCGACCGAUGCGCCGUAACUCCGAAUCGUCAAUCAUGGAACGGACCCCCAAGCUUCUCGAUGUUGAUGACGACAGGCGGCGUCGCGAAAGACGUCACCGGGAGCGUGAAGAGCGAAGCAAAGAUAAAGAUGGCAAGCCACGCUCCAAGAAGCCGAAUCAGCGUCUGGAUAUCAUCGACAAGCUCGAUGUCACGAGCAUCUACGGAACUGGCAUGUUUCAUCAUGAUGGCCCGUUUGAUGCAUGCAACCCGCACCGGAACCGCAAGGGUGUACGCACAGCACCGAUGCAAGCCUUCCCCAAGGACUCGUCUAACAUGGCUUUGGGUGGUGCGGGCCCGGUAAACUCUAACAUCGAUCUUAACCUGUUCCAUGGCACAGGGACCGAAGGCUACAAUGACUAUGCAACCAGUGCCUAUGACCCUCGCAAGCAGGAGACCACAGUUGUCGAUGCCCAUUCGCGUAUCGACCCGGUUCACGGCGCCGCAAGCAUGGGUUUGGGCACCAGCACGUUCCUGGAGGGUACCCCAGCCAGCCGCUCGGCCAUGCAACGCCGCGAGAGCGAGGGCGAGGCGCAAAUGGCGAGCGGCGGUGGUCUGCAGCGGAAGAAGUCGCUCGCUCAGCGCCUCCGGGGCAUGAACAACCGCAGCGGGAGUGGACGCAUGGUCUCUCCCGAAGCCAGCUACAUCGUCCCCGCAAGCUCGAGCCACACGGGCAUGAUCCGCGCCAACGAGAAGAACCCUUUCUUCCAAGACGACUAUGAUGACGCGUGGGAUAAGAAGGGCGCCCGUAUCCAGCUCGCCGAGGAAUCGCGGACCGGUGUUGAUGGACCCAGCCGGGCCCGUUCGUCUAGCAGCCCCAAGCAGAACACCGGUUUGGAGCGGCGGUUCACCAACGAACGCUCCACCGCUGGGUUCGACGACAAGCCAACCGGAUUCAUCAACCGAAUGAAGAGUCUGCGAAAGCCGCGGCCGGAGCGGCGAGUCAGCAACGAAUGA
Penicilliopsis zonata CBS 506.65 is the source of this 1509-nucleotide messenger RNA. RefSeq lists its product as hypothetical. Lineage: Eukaryota; Fungi; Ascomycota; Eurotiomycetes; Eurotiales; Aspergillaceae. Gene Ontology annotation, cellular component: cytoplasm. Bases 1 to 1509 code for a protein of 502 amino acids. The record is from RefSeq and is a predicted model, not a curated record. The transcript has 4 exons.